Budorcas taxicolor (takin) is the source of this 1239-nucleotide messenger RNA. It is a transcript of the gene ARID3C, whose product is annotated as AT-rich interaction domain 3C. The transcript has 7 exons. Gene Ontology annotation, biological process: regulation of transcription by RNA polymerase II. The record is from RefSeq and is a predicted model, not a curated record. Bases 1 to 1239 code for a protein of 412 amino acids. Gene Ontology annotation, cellular component: nucleus. Gene Ontology annotation, molecular function: DNA binding. Lineage: Eukaryota; Metazoa; Chordata; Mammalia; Artiodactyla; Bovidae.
AUGGAAGCCCUGCAGAGGCAGCAGGCAGCCAGGCUGGCCCAGGGGGUGGGGCCAUUGGCCCCUCCACACCCACCACCACCACCACCAGCACCACCAGGGCCUUCCUUUCCUGGAUCCCGCACCCUGGAGGCCCCUGAGAGGGGGUUGGGGGAGGUUGGAGCUGAGGAAGAAGAGGAUGGCCAAGAUGAGGAGGAAGAAGAAGCUGGAGCAGAGGAUGAGGCAGCCGAGGAGAGCCGGCCAGGGACCCGGGGCAGCAGCUCACCUUCCAGCCAGCCCCCUGGACCUCAUCCCCACGAGUGGACCUACGAGGAGCAGUUCAAGCAGCUGUACGAGCUCGAUGCAGACCCCAAGAGGAAAGAAUUUCUGGAUGACCUGUUUAGCUUCAUGCAGAAGAGGGGGACACCCGUGAACCGUGUGCCCAUCAUGGCGAAGCAGGUGCUGGACCUGUACGCGCUGUUCCGCCUGGUGACGGCCAAGGGCGGUCUGGUGGAAGUCAUCAAUCGCAAGGUGUGGCGGGAGGUCACGCGCGGCCUCAGCCUGCCCACCACCAUCACGUCGGCCGCCUUCACUCUACGCACCCAGUACAUGAAGUAUCUGUAUCCGUACGAAUGCGAGACGCGGGCGCUCAGCUCCCCUGGGGAGCUCCAGGCUGCCAUCGACAGCAACCGGCGCGAGGGCCGUCGUCAGGCUUACACCGCAGCCCCGCUCUUCGGCCUGGCUGGGCAGCCACCCCGGGGCACUCUUGGCCCCGCCCCCGAGCCCGGGCCCGCCCCGCCCACCCCCGGCCCACGCUCUGCUCAUGGCCCCGCCUCCGGCCUGCCGGCCCACGCCUGCGCGCAGCUAAGUCCGAGCCCCAUUAAGAAAGAGGAGAGCAGAAUUCCCACCCCUCGACUGGCACUGCCUGUGGGCCUGGCCUUUGGACCUGCACGUGAGAAGGUGGCACCAGAGGAACCCCCAGAGAAGAGGGCUGUGCUGAUGGGGCCCAUGGACCUACCUCGACACAGCACACCCCCCAGUUUCCUGCCCCGUGGCAAGGUUCCCCUUAGGGAAGAGCGGCUGGAUGGGCCUCUCAGUCUGGCAGGCACUGGUAUCAGCAGUAUCAACAUGGCCCUAGAGAUCAACGGGGUGGUCUACACUGGUGUCCUCUUUGCCCGUCGCCAGCCUGUACCAGCUUCCCAGGGCCCAACCAACCCUGCACCCCCACUCCCGACAGGGCCCCCUUCCAGCACCUCACCCUGA